ACGCCUUGCUGGCAGACCUGGAAUCCACCACCUCGCAUAUCUCCAAACGGCCAGUGUUCCUAACAGAGGAAACGCCUUACUCCUAUCCAACUGGAAACCACACAUACCAGGAGAUCGCUGUGCCACCUCCAGUGCCCCCACCACCCUCCAAUGAGGCGCUGAACGGCACAGUGAUCGACCCCUUAGACCAGUGGCAACCCAACGUAUCCAGAUACGUCCACCAGCAACCUCAGUCCCAGUCUCCUAUAUACAGCUCUAGUGCCAAAAGCUCCAGUGCCUCUGUUGCUAGAGACGGGCUCAGCUCUCCUCCCCGUGCCAGUGAAGAGGAGCACGUCUACAGUUUCCCGAACAAGCAGAAGUCUGCAGAACCAUCCCCCACGAUGACCAGCUCGUCUCUGGGCAGCAACCUCUCAGAACUGGACAGACUUCUUCUGGAACUGAAUGCCGUUCAGCAUAAUCCCGCCAGUGGUUUCCCAGCAGAUGAAACCAGCAGAAGCCCAUCACUGCCUAGCGUGACUGGACCUCACUAUGUCGUCCCAGAGAGCAGCAGCUCGGUGGGAGGGAAGGCUGCACCCCCUACAAAAGAAAAGCCAAAGAGAAAUGGUGCGCGUGGGAUUGAAGAUGUGCGUCCCAGCGUGGAGAGCCUGCUGGACGAGCUGGAGAGCUCUGUGCCAAGUCCAGUCCCUGCAAUCACUGUGAGCCAAGGUGAGGUGAGCAGCCCCCAGCGGGUCACCGCCAGUCAGCAGCAGACGCGUAUAUCUGCUUCUUCAGCUACACGAGAACUGGAUGAGCUGAUGGCAUCUCUCUCUGACUUUAAGUUCAUGGCGCAGGGGAAAGCCGGGAGCAGCUCCCCCCCAUCCACAGCCUCCAAACCUGGCAGUCAGCUGGACACCAUGCUGGGAAGUCUGCAGUCUGACCUGAACAAACUGGGUGUUGCUACCGUUGCCAAAGGUGUCUGUGGAGCCUGCAAGAAGCCUAUUGCUGGGCAGGUAGUUACAGCCAUGGGGAAAACCUGGCAUCCUGAGCACUUCGUCUGCACCCACUGCCAGGAGGAGAUCGGGUCACGCAACUUCUUUGAGCGGGAUGGCCAGCCCUACUGCGAGAAGGACUAUCACAACCUCUUCUCCCCUCGCUGCUACUACUGCAAUGGGCCAAUCCUUGAUAAAGUGGUGACGGCUUUGGACAGGACAUGGCACCCUGAACACUUUUUCUGUGCCCAGUGUGGAGCUUUCUUUGGACCUGAAGGAUUUCAUGAGAAGGAUGGCAAAGCCUAUUGUCGCAAAGACUACUUUGACAUGUUUGCUCCCAAGUGUGGAGGCUGUGCCCGGGCUAUCCUGGAAAAUUACAUCUCUGCCUUGAACACCCUGUGGCACCCUGAAUGCUUUGUCUGUCGGGAAUGUUUCACACCAUUCAUCAAUGGCAGCUUCUUUGAGCAUGAUGGGCAGCCCUACUGCGAGGUGCAUUUCACGGGACGCUGCAUCACUGCUAUGGGCAAGAAAUUUCACCCCGAACACUUUGUCUGUGCCUUCUGCCUCAAGCAGCUCAACAAAGGAACCUUCAAAGAACAGAACGACAAGCCCUACUGCCAGAACUGCUUCCUCAAGCUCUUCUGUUAG
Messenger RNA from Mesitornis unicolor (brown roatelo), 1616 nucleotides. RefSeq names its product paxillin (gene PXN). The record is from RefSeq and is a predicted model, not a curated record. The annotation marks the transcript as partial. Gene Ontology annotation, biological process: transforming growth factor beta receptor signaling pathway; substrate adhesion-dependent cell spreading; endothelial cell migration. The transcript is spliced from 11 exons. Lineage: Eukaryota; Metazoa; Chordata; Aves; Mesitornithiformes; Mesitornithidae.